Molecule: messenger RNA, 7180 nt
Organism: Phascolarctos cinereus (koala)
Lineage: Eukaryota; Metazoa; Chordata; Mammalia; Diprotodontia; Phascolarctidae
Gene: DNAJB14
Product: DnaJ heat shock protein family (Hsp40) member B14
Biological process (GO): cellular response to misfolded protein
Cellular component (GO): endoplasmic reticulum membrane
Molecular function (GO): Hsp70 protein binding
Source: RefSeq, a predicted model, not a curated record
CCCCCGCCUCCGCCCCCGCCUUCGCCGCUCUGGCUUCCGCCCCCUUCUCGCUGCGCUGCCGGAGGAAACGGAAGAAGGAGCGAGCCAUGGAGGGGAACCGGGACGAGGCGGAGAAAUGCAUCGAGAUCGCCCGGGAAGCUCUGGAGGCCGGCAACCGCGACCGGGCCCUGCGCUUCCUGCACAAGGCGGAGAAGCUCUACCCGUCCCCCACGGCCCGCGUGCUUCUGGAUGCAAUUAUGAAAAAUGGAAGCACAGCUGCCAACGGGCCACAUUGCCGAAAACCAUCCGGUGGCAGUGAUCACAGCAGGCCCAGCAACACGAAGGACGGUGCGUUUGCUGCUGGUGAAAGUGGAAAGGCCUACACCAAAGAUCAAGUAGAUGGCGUCCUCAGCAUAAACAAGUGUAAAAAUUAUUAUGAAGUACUGGGAGUCACAAAGGAUGCCGGUGAUGAGGAUUUGAAGAAAGCUUACAGAAAGCUUGCUUUGAAGUUUCAUCCAGAUAAAAACCAUGCACCUGGAGCAACAGAUGCUUUUAAAAAGAUUGGAAAUGCCUAUGCUGUUUUAAGCAAUCCUGAAAAAAGAAAGCAGUAUGACCUCACAGGCAAUGAAGACCAAGCAUGUAAUCACCAAAACAAUGGUAGAUUUAAUUUCCACAGAGGUUGUGAAGCUGAUAUAACUCCAGAAGAUUUGUUUAAUAUAUUCUUUGGUGGUGGAUUUCCAUCAGGUAGUGUACAUUCAUUUUCUAAUGGACGAGCUGGAUAUAGUCAUCACCACCAACAUCGGCAUAGUGGACAUGAGAGAGAAGAAGAAAGAGGCGAUGGAGGUUUCUCUGUGUUUAUACAGCUGAUGCCCAUUGUGGUGUUGAUCCUCGUGUCCUUGUUAAGCCAGCUCAUGGUCUCUAAUCCUCCUUACUCCUUAUAUCCCAGAUCUGGUUCGGGACAAACCAUUAAAAUGCAGACAGAAAACUUGGGUGUUGUUUAUUACGUCAACAAGGAUUUUAAGAAUGAAUAUAAAGGAAUGUUAUUACAAAAGGUAGAAAAAAGUGUAGAAGAAGAUUAUGUGACUAAUAUUCGAAAUAAUUGCUGGAAAGAAAGACAACAAAAAACAGACAUGCAGUAUGCAGCAAAAGUGUACAGGGAUGAUCGGCUACGAAAAAAGGCAGAAGCACUAAGCAUGGACAACUGUAAAGAGUUAGAGCGGCUGACGAGCAUCUACAGAGGAGGAUGAGCCAGGGCGUUCUGUUACCUCUUUCAGCACACUUGUUUUCUGUACAAAAAGAAAUGUAGUUUCGUUGUAAAAUCUUGAAAAAGAGUUGGAUAUUGAAAACUCAGCUGAGUAGUUGCUCCCUGAAAUCUUACGCUAUAGCACUCAAACCAGUUAAUGGCUUCUUUACAUAAUAAGAAAUGGAAAACUAAAAUUCGUGAUUUAGUUAUGCAUCUCUUCAUUGUUAUUUAGUUUUACUUCCAGUGCUUACCUAAUUCUUUGAUUACAGAUUAUUCAUAAAGGGAUUAUCAUACCUCUAGCAGUUUUCCAGUUAUAGUGAUUCCCUUUUUCCCUUGUCAUGUAAAUAUUUAUGAAAAAAAAGUUUUGUGUAUAUACAAGUUAUUGACUUUAUAUUUAAAAAUCUCAGAAGUUUAGCUCCAUGAAACACUUCAGCUCACUGAUGGAAUAACUGUAUGACCAUGUUACAUUUUCCUUGUCGGGUAUCCAGUGUGUGGAGUUUAAACAAUGACACUUUUUUUUUAAAGGCAGUUUAACUUUGUGUAAAAAAAAAAUCUUCUAGCUUUAUCUGCUUAGAAGAAUUUAAUAUUUUUAAAUGUAUAUUCCUGAAUAUAUGUUGAGAUGAAUUGAACUGGUGUAGAUUAUCAGUUUGCCAUUUAGUUUUAUGAAUUGCUAAGCAAUGUGAGGAAAUGAAAAGCUAUCAUUAAUUUCAAAAUAAAUACAAUAAAAAGGAUAUACAGAUACUUAGUGUUGACAUUUCUUGAGAAGUAAAUGUCAGUUUUGAAAUUCUGAAAGUAAAUAUAUCCCUUUGCCCCGCCCCCAACCAAUCUGUCCAUUUAAAAGCUUCUAAAAUUUAUGAAAGAAAAGACUUUCCCCUGUAGAAAUUUGCGUUUUCUCAGUGCUUGUUUCAUGCUUGGUCUCAAAAGUAAAUUAAUUCUUUUGUAAGCAGGUGGUAAGAAAAGUUGCUACUGAAAUUAAGCCUUAUGCCUUUAACACCAUUGCCAGCUACCAGACUUUUAGAUAGAUAACUUGCAAAAUUAUUUGACCUGUUUGACUCUGUGCAAAGAUGAGCAGAAAUAUAGUGGCAGGUAGAAUAGUCAUUUACAGGAAGUCUCUGUAGCGCCACUCUGCACUCAAAAUCAACUCGCCAUUUGAAGCAAAUUUAAUCUUAACAGAAAAUACACACUUUUUUGUGAUGAAAUCCAUUAGUAUCAAUUAGAAACAGAUGUAAGCAGUUGGAUAUUGGUUUUUGUGCCUGUAAAUUGAGUAUGAGAGCAUUUUAUUUGAAAUUUUCUACAUCAAACAGUUGUCAUAUUUUGAUCAUUUUGCUUCAUACUCACUUAACAAGAACAAGUCUUUGACAGUUUUUCUACUUGAUGAGAAUCCUAGAAAUUUGGUAAUAGUAGCAGUGCUCACUGUGUUUAGAAAUUAUUUCUGAACUUAGCUAAUUUAUUGUCAGUCUAAUAAAUUCCUGCUAAAAUGGCCAUUUUCCCUAAAAUUGUCCUGUCGUAUCUCUUUUUUCCAAGUAACUCACUCGAAUUGCUUGGUUGCAUCAUAAAUUAUAUAACAUCAUAGUAAUUAAGGAAUAGUAGAAAACCCAAUCAUGUUUUACUUAAUUUUUAGAAAAGUGGCCUUUAGAAUAAAUAGCAUACUUAAAAGGGAAUUACAAUUUGAAGUAUUUCCUUCAGCCUGCAGAGUGGGCUGUUAGCAGAUAAAGGACGUAAAUCUUUACAAAAGAUCAUUGUUAUUUAUUUUGAAAGUAUUAUAGUCACUAGAAAACAUACAAAUUUGGAUUAGAAUUAUAAUAUUUUCAUCCAUUUCUUUUUCCAGUUUUCACAGGAACAGUGGGCAUAAAUGGGGGUAGUUUCUUUGAAUUCAACCCUACUGUUUAAUAAUACUUUUUCUUUUAAUUUGGAGUUUGAGGGUAUUGAUGACAUUGGUAAAGUUAAGUGAAGUUGUAUAAUGCUAACUUAUACGUGGUUCUAGACAGUGUUAUGCUUUUAUUGUAUUGGUGUGUUCCAUCAAAUCUUAUAAAAUAUUAAAGCAAAGUAUGCUUGAGAAAAGAACAUUCUAAAAUUGAUUGUAAUCACUAAUAAUGGCUGAGCAAAUUUUAGGGUACCCUGCUGACCAGGUCGCGGGAGCUUCUGCUGCUUUGUAUUCUGGGGGUGAGAAAAGUUGGGUUUGCUAUACUUCCUGCAUGCUGGUUUAAAAAAAAAAAAAAGGCCCAUGCCUCUUAGUAUUUUGAGGUAUGUGAGGCAAGAUUUGGCCACCUUGAGGUGGGAGAUUUUUCACGUUUGACAUUCAUUUCAAAGAAAAAUUUUUUGCCUGUGAAAUAUUAUUAUUUAUAAAAGGUGUGUGUUCAGCUCAGAUUCCAAGCAAAACUUGUCAUCCCUGUCCACAGGCUCCCCAUCAUGGAGUAAAGCUGCACUGUGCUGUAGGUAUUUCACGCUAUCUUAUUCAGUUGGCAUCAAAGAAAUAUUUCGCACCAUGUCCUUAAAUUCCUCACAUUAGCAACAGAUUAAAGCAUCUACAGUCAUAUGGAAUAACACAUUUUAAUGUCUUUGUAAGUGAAUUGAGACAAAGUAGAAUCUCACUCCUGAGUCUGGUCCGUUUUGUUCUCCCUUGCCCUGUAGUUACAGAUGGCUUGGUGCUAGUUGCCACCUUGGCGAAUUUCUAGAAUUGUUGAGGACUUCACUGUCAGCGUUGCAUAGUAAUUUCAGGUUAGUUCUUUAAAAGUGAAGAUAAUUCAUUUCAGAACUAAUUGGAUUUGGAUGCAUCUGUAACUAUGUGUUUCAUACCCUUAACGUAAAAUAUGAAUGAUAUUAUGCAAAUACUCUGGAAGAAGUAGUGAAGCCCUUAUUUAUGAGCAUCAUUACACUAAUUCCUUAGACUAAUCUGCUUGUACUACCUCUACUUAGAUUGGUUUUCUGCUUUUCCCCCCUCAACUCACUCUCCCCCAAACCCUAAAGCCAAAAAACCUGCAUCUCCAACCCCACACUAACAACUGAAAGGCCUAGUUGCUGCACUUAGAUUGAUUUAAAGUUGUCUCCUCUUGAUCUUCAAUAUUUCAAAAUAUGUAUGUCAUCUGGCGACGUAACACUACCUGAUAAAACAUGGUUUCAUUUUUUGCUUAAUUACGUAUGAAUUGAAUCUCCCACCAAUGUGAAGGCAGUAACAAAAAUUCUUGGUGGUUCGCCUGAGUUCUAAUCAAGGCAGCUUUCCUAUUAAGCAAGUAUUAUGUGAAAGAAUCAAAAGGUUCAUUGAAAAACUUAUUUAGUGUCCCUGUGGGAGACUUGGAUCCAGUUAAGUAAUCUGAUAAUUCCUCAGCCUCAUGGUGUAUAAGGCAGAAAGGAGAGCUACGUGAAACCUUCCCUCCCCAUAUGGACAGGAACACCACAGCGAACGGCUCAUGUGCUGCUUUACAAAUUGUGUGACUGAACAGAUGAGUACAGAAAGAAUAGUCUGGCACAUAUGUUUGUCAUUUAAAGCUUUAGUGCCAGCAAAUCCCUUUACAUAUUUUUAAAAGAAAAUGAAUAGAAUGAGGAUCCCCUUAAGGAAUUUUACAUGUUGUUGAUCUGAUGGGAAACAUGGUAAUAGAAUUCAGACUUCCUUUUUAGUUUAAUUACUGUUACGAUACAUAUUUCAUGUGAAUGGAAGCAGCUUUCUUUUAAAUAACAUUAUUACUUUAAAACACUCCUUAUAUUAAGGAUUGUGUAGCCUUUUUUUUUUAAUAAAUUCCCUUUGCAUGUAUAACUUUCCCCUGAUCAAGAUAAGAUUUUUCUUUUCAUUUAAUGCCAACGUUUGCUGGUCUCGGGGCCAUUAGAUUUGUGAAUACUCUGUGUAUUGUGUGUGUGUGUAUAGGUGUAUAUAUUUUUUUCAGCUAAUACCUCAAACUUGUGAUUGUUUAAUUAAUACCACAAUAUGUUUGCACAGAGCAGGGCUUCCAUUGGCAGAAGGAUUAAUCUUCUCAUUCUAGGUAUUCAGUUCAGAAUCCUGUGAAAUAUGAGUUCUAAGCCUUUUCGUUAAUCCUUUUUUCCCCUAAGAGUAUAGCCAUUCCUAUUUGAAGUCCCAUUGUUCAAAAUUGCCUGUACCUGUUUCUCUUCAAAGCAAUCUGAAAGUAUGCUAGGUAAGAAGCAUUUCUUAAAAUGUCUCCUUCAGUUCAUUACCAUUGAUAUUUGAAACAGUAACUCACCAAGACUAUUACACCGAGAAGAUAAUUAACAUCUGGCCUCAGACGUGCUUCAGUAGUACUUAAAAGUGUGGGUCCAGACCCCAUAGGGUUGCAGUCCGUAGUUUAGGAAGCUGAAGGGGUCAGGAGUAAAAGAAGUCUAAGAAGCCCUGGAAAUAAUUCCACUUCGCAGAAGACAGUACGCCUUAUUAAAACAUUCCAGUUUAAUAAGCCCCUUUUCCACUUUCACAAACUGAAAUAACGGAACUUUCAUAUGGGUACCAUUGAACUAUAUGUGGCAUGGGUUUUGAUAAUGAAGAGUUCAGUUCUUGUUCUGGCGAGUCAUAACAAAACCAAUAAAAGGAUGCACUCAGUUGAUCAUGUGUUGAUAUUGAGAAAUGCUUCUUACCUGUUUUCAUCUUUCUGUUAUUCGGUAUACCUCCUGCUAGUUCAAAAUUUAGUUUGUAUGCUUUUGAAAGCCAUAGAUCAUUUUCCCCGGGCGUGUAGGAAUUUUAAUGGAAGCCUUGUAAAGAAAAUUUAAUGAAGUGAAGCUAACAUCUUAUAUAGGAGAUCUUAUUUUGUCUAUCUGUAUAGUGCAUUCGAGAUUACAAAACGAACUGUCUGAUUUGUAACAUUUACUGUAAUAUCAGACUUAUAUCAAAAUAAAAUUAUUUUCAGUGUGAGAACUGUGUUAAAGAAAUGGCAUUUGAUUUUACUUUUGUAAACUUGUAAAUUCUGUUGAAUGCUUUAUGAUAAAUUUGUUUUUCAGUUAACUAGUUUUCCUGUCUGUACAAGGUGGGAACAGAUUGAACUGUAUUAUUCUCCCUGCAAAAGAUUACAAUACAAGUUCACUUACAAGGUUUGUUGGAUUUUAUGAUUCUUGGCCUUCCAGCAAUCCCUCCACCGUCACUGCAGAAUUGGAAGGGAACCACAUAGAACUAAGGGUCGUUUUGCAUUUUUCUUUGUUUCAUGGGCUACCAUGGCAGAAAAUUUAUCGCCCACCACCUACCUCACAGACAGCUGUGAGGAAGGUACUUGGUAGCCUUUUAAGGCACUACUUAGUAAUUCAUCCUCCUGUUAGGCUGGAUCUGGGAAAGCAGAUAGUCAAGUAUGGUCUCUUUGAAAAGGACCACAUUUGAAGCCUUCCCAGUCUACCUGAAAUCUUGUGAAAUAUGAAUUCUAAGCCCUUUCAUUAAUCCUUUUUUUCCACAGAAAAAAAAUGAGUCACUAUAGUAAGACUUUUUGUGGAGGGGAAGCUAAAAAUCAUGUUUUAUAUCUUGUGCUAGUUACGAUAGCAUAGUAAUGGGUCAGAUAUGAAACUGCAGUUACACAGAAAUGUGAUGCCUCAUAUAUCGUAAAUAUGCAUUCGUGCUCAGGUACAUUUUUCUCAUUGACCACCCUCAGAAAAAAAAAAAACCAAACAUGUCCUAAUUAUAGCUGCACGAUCGGGGAUAAACACCAUUGCUUCAGCUAGGUUACAGACUUCCGGUUCAUUUCUCUCAAUCCCUAGCUGUCUGGGGCCUAAAAGGUAGUCUCAUUUUUUGUUUGCUUUUGUUUUCAGAAGGCCAUUUCCUAAAAUAUCCUGAUUUUUAGCAUUGGUCUUCUUGCAGAGCCAUGUAUUUUUAUUGGCUAUCCAAAGCUGAAAGGAGGUUUUGCUUUGGACAGUUGACAGGUUAACUGGUGCUGAAAAUGCCAGGUAUAUAUAUCAGGUCUGACUGUGAUUGUGACACAUCCAUAUGUUUGUAUAUAUACGCACAUGUACACAAAUAAAUGGGCAUCUAUGAUUCCAACA